AUGCAAGAGAUGUGGAACCAUAUAUAUUGGGGCAAGAUUCAGCACGAGAUCUCCAGAUCUGGUGCCGUUAUGAAAGUGGCCAAACAACGCCUCAUGGAAUGGCGCGGAGGGUUCGGUAUUGCAGCCUGCUCCAUCCUUACCGCAUUUUUCGCACAGGAUGCCGAUUUUUCAGAUACUGCAGCUCGCGAGGACUUUUCAAGGGCCAUGCUGAAACAUAACCGGUUUAUUUUCAGGGAUAAUUCAGGACUCAUUUCCAAGGACUGGACCGGCAUGUGGAGAUCUCCCUUCAUACUUCAGACAUUCGCAUCGCACCUCAAUUUCACUUUUGGCUGUGUUGAAGUCCCUGACCUCGACACCGAGAGCAUUAGUGCAUGGGCUGCAUUUGCCCUCACUGUUACUGCUGUUUAUUGUACUCUCCAGCUAAUCGUCGAUGGGAACAUCACUUUCGAAGUCAUUCAAGAAUCUCGUGGCAAACGCAAAGGCAUGAAGACCGAUGGCAGUGAUAUCUGGACGCCCGUCAUCACAAAGGGCGAGCAGUUUGCUUUCAGCAAACCUAUCUGGGGGCAUAUGACCGUCAAGCUCAUGGGGCCCAUUGUAGCACUUUCCAACAAUGUCUUCACAAGCAUUGUUGCGGAGGCACAACAGUACGCCAAGCAUGCAAAAAGUGUUGGGAACUCGGGGACUACCACCAGUGAUGCGCCUGAUGAGGAUGAUGUAUUUGCUGACCUCUUUGCAUUCUGUUGA
Messenger RNA from Suillus plorans, 744 nucleotides. RefSeq lists its product as uncharacterized. Bases 1 to 744 code for a protein of 247 amino acids. NCBI's taxonomy places the organism in Eukaryota, Fungi, Basidiomycota, Agaricomycetes, Boletales, Suillaceae. The record is from RefSeq and is a predicted model, not a curated record. The transcript is spliced from 4 exons.